Tricharina praecox is the source of this 612-nucleotide messenger RNA. RefSeq lists its product as uncharacterized. The coding region runs from base 21 to 491 and encodes 156 amino acids. The record is from RefSeq and is a predicted model, not a curated record. The transcript has 2 exons. NCBI's taxonomy places the organism in Eukaryota, Fungi, Ascomycota, Pezizomycetes, Pezizales, Pyronemataceae.
GUGCAACGAGCUCACGCACGAUGCAGAAUUCCCAGCCAGCUCCACCACCUCCUCCACCACCACCGCUGCCGCUGAAAGAGAUGACUACCAGCAUCACCUCCCCCCGCCAAUCCGCCAGCUCCUCCGGUACCUCGUGGCAAGCAAAAUUCGCGCAGGGCCUUGCGGCUCGCGACCGCCGCGAGAAGGCGUUCGACGAGAUCAUCUCCGCUUACUCCACGCUCGCGAUCCAGCUGCGGUCGUCACAGCCGGCGCGCGCAGACGCGGAACGUGCACGGCUGGAGCGGCGGUGUAAAGACUAUGCGGAAGAGGCGCGGGAGAGAGAGAGGUUGCUGCAGAAAGCGUUGGAUGAACAGGUCGCCCAGGAGCUGGAAUUGAAUAUGGCGUAUGAGCGCGAGAAGGCGCUGAAGGAAGAUAACGCCGAGCUCCUCGAUCGCUGGAUGAAGCUGAAGAAGAAGGAGGCUGAUGAGAUGAAUUUGGCUAGUCAGUGGUAAUCUGGUGGGCCCGGUGGGUGCGUAUUGUGUAAGUGGUGACAUCCGGCGUAGAUGUCGAGGGAAUGGAAAGAUGACUGCGGAUCGGUCGGAUACGAUGCGGAGUGCAGUGCGCUGCGUGAAU